GCCACAGACCUCUCCACUUUGCGGCCCAAAAGGGCCACGUGGAGAUCCUCGAGCGGCUCUUGGCCGCGAGGGCCACGCUGGAAGCAGAGGAUAGGGACCGCCGGACGCCCUGGCAGCUUGCUAAAGAAAACAACAAGCUGGAGGCGAUGGCCUUGCUUCGUCCAGCACCUCGGUCGUUCAGCCCUGCACCGAGCGGCUCAGCAGGGCGAUGCGGCGCAGGUGCAACGCCUCAUCGAAGCUGGAGCAGAUGUCGAACUCGAGGACCAGACUGGUCGUCGCCAAAGACCUCUCCACCUUGCGGCCGAAGAGGGCCACGUGGCGGUCCUCGAGCAGCUCUUGGCCGCGAAAGCCACGGUGGAAGCAGAGGAUGGGGAUGGCCAAAGACCUCUCCACUAUGCGGCCGAACGGGGCCACAUGGCGGUCCUCGAGCGGCUCUUGGCCGCGAAAGCCACGGUGGAAGCAGAGGAUGGGGAUGGCGAGACCCCAUUUGACGUGGCCAAGGAGAGGGGCAAGGAGAAGGUGAUGGGUGUGCUGCGUCCUGCGCGAGUGGUGCUGAUGGGUCGGAAGGGUGUGUCUUGUGAUCCUCGACCCGAUCGGACAGUCAGGGACCUCCGCGAAGAAGUGCAGAAGGAGUUGAAGCUUAAGGACACAGAGACCUUAGAGCUGAUCGCUGAUGGUAUCACUUUGCAAGAUGAGCAGACUCUCGGCGAAGCCAAUGUGAGCUAUGGUGGCUCCAUAACUGCGGUGAUCGCAGCUGGCGAGGCAAUGCUGGACGAUUCUGGCGCAGGUUCUGGUCAUCAGCCCCAGAUCUUGGGCAGUGGUGGGUCCAGCCAGGACACAGAGACAGUUCUGAAGAAGGUGGAAGAGGAACUCCUUUCCAGCAUUGGACCAGAUGGGCUCCUGACACGGCAGAGAUGUGUCACCAUUUUGACGACGGUUGGCUUCACGCCGCAAGAAGCCAACACUUUGCUCGAGGACUACGCCUCAGAGCGCGAGGAGAUCAGUGUACGAGGUCUUUAUGAUCUCCUCCGCGCCAAGACUGCAACCCCUGAGGCAGCAUCUCCAAGGCAUGAGGCUCCCAGCAGCCAACCCAGUGAGCUGGGAGCUGGCUAUGCACGUGGAAGCGCAGAGGUCUUAUCUCGGGAUCUCGCAGCUCAGCCAGUGCUCGCCAUAGUCAACUUUGAAUGA
Durusdinium trenchii is the source of this 1188-nucleotide messenger RNA. NCBI's taxonomy places the organism in Eukaryota, Dinophyceae, Suessiales, Symbiodiniaceae. The record is from the annotation of a GenBank genome assembly.